Messenger RNA from Helianthus annuus (common sunflower), 2271 nucleotides. RefSeq lists its product as uncharacterized. NCBI's taxonomy places the organism in Eukaryota, Viridiplantae, Streptophyta, Magnoliopsida, Asterales, Asteraceae. The record is from RefSeq and is a predicted model, not a curated record. The coding region runs from base 489 to 1346 and encodes 285 amino acids. The transcript has 7 exons.
AUCUCUUCACCUUCAUCACGACUGAAUCCUCCAUAACCCUAAUAUCCCUGUAAAGACUGCAAAUGAAUCGUCCCACCUUCAAUUUUCCUCUCAAAUCCCCCUUACGUUCUCACUCCACCCUCUGCCGGCGACAGUGGUUCCAGGGGCUGUGGUAUUGGUGGUCGUCAAAGGCCAACGGCUAGGGUUUGCCAUGAAACACUGUAGUUAUCGAAUUACACUCUAUAUUUGCUGAAGAUUUUUGAUCGAUUCUGUCUAUUGUAGCAAGGAUGUUGGUUACUUAUUUUCAUCUUUUUAGAUUUCAACAAGUUUGUUCCUCGUCAACACCUUGAAUUGCAUAUAUCGAUAUGUUUGAAAUUGAAACAAGUUCCUUUUCAUCUUUCAUUAGCAACAUGUUUCUUCAUCGCUUCUUCUUUUCUUUUCACUUUCUUUCAUAGGCUUGAGCUCUUUGCCAUGAAGCCUUAUGUAACAAACCAAAAAAUCUUUAUUCUAUGCAGGGGUUAUCAAAUAGGAGGACUGGAACUACAAGUAUAAACAUGGAGAGCUCGUGCUCACAUAGUGUUUUCACUUGUGUUAUUGAAUCAAAAUGCAAGGAAGGUCAAGGAUUUAAUUGUUCUGAAUAUCUUCAGGCUGACUUGUUAGACAUAUACUGUCUAUCGUUACUCGUCAAUAAAUUUUUAUGUCGAAACCCUUAUACCAUCGUGCAUGUUCUUUAUAUAAUUGAAACGAGGCGAACGACACAGCGGGCUGGUGAAAAUACACUUAUUUGUGUCAAAAAUCAGCAAUGCAAUGAAAAUGGGCACCCUUUCCAAAUCAGGUCACAAAAACAGAAGCUGAGUGGGGCACCUGGAGAACAUUUAUCACUCUCACAACUUGGCGUUGAUACCACUGCACCUACGUUUGCCGCCACCGGUCUACUCUUCACGAAUAGGUACCAAAAUUACUUUCUUCUUCCUUACAAACUUUGUUUUGUAAUUUUUACAGCCACCACUCGCCGUGACAGCCACCUGGAACUGCUGUCGUUGGUUCGAAUCGCCUUCUUUCACUGUUCGACACAACGCCGCUGGCAACUAUCCAUUAUUCAAGGUAUUAAUUCUGAUCUGGUUCAUCACAUAUGUUCUAUAGGCCUACGUUCGUUUCCAGCGACUACUCAAUCUGAUAUUGGUUUACACAAGAUGAACAAACAUACUAUUAUGUUUCAAGAAAAAAAUAGAGUUUUGUUUGUUCGUUUUUCUGCUACUGUGUAUAUAUCGAGAUAUGAUUUGUGUGUGUUAACAAUUAGUAUCCAUUGUGAUCGUUGUUGUUGCGAAGUCGCUCAAAGCCUCAAACUACAAAGUGGUGUUGCAUAGAGUCCUUCAACAAUCGACACGUUCUAAAUCAUUUGUUUUGGAUUCGUCUCGCCCACUAAUUAAGCAUGAUGAACAUGUGGAACGUUAUGUUGGAAUCACAUGAAAUUCAAAACAAAAUCAUGUCUGAAGUCAAACUGUUUACAUGUCCAACAAAAUUUUUUUUCCAGAGACACUUUCACUGCUGCUGAGAAGUUUAGAAGAGAAUUAGAGUUUUAUAAAAAGGUUGUGAUCCGUUAGAUUUACAAGUCGGGAAUGGAACAUCGGUCAGUCUGCAGUCCACGUCACUGUUUGAUCAGCAUCCUGUGACAAGGUUCAUAUGUAUUUCUGUAAUAUCAGCUUAAUGAAAUAAUAUGACUUAAAUAGUUACAUUAGACACUACCACUGUGUUCCCAAGUUUCAUUAAAUGAGAGAAAAGAAAAGAUUUGGAAGGAAAUAAUUUUUUAUUGUGUUCCAGAGUUUCAUUAAAGGAGAGAAAAUAAGAGAAAACGAGAGAUUUCAUCAAAAAAAUUUGCAGAAUCAAAAAAAGAACUGGACGCACUUUUGUCCGAUGAAUUAUUAGCUACGGUACCUUUCUUGAUUCUUGGCAACAAGAUUGACAUCCCUUAUGCUGCCUCAGAAGAUGAGCUUCGACACUUUCUGGGCCUAACUGGUUUGACCAUGGGCAAGGGUAAGGUAAAUCUUGAAAGGCCCCUCGAGGUGUUCCAUGUGUAGCAUUGUAAGGAAAAUGGGUUAUGGUGAUGGGUUUAAGUAGGUCUCUUAGUACAUCAAGUGAAGUAAAAAGAAGUGAUUUGGUUUGAUAUGUUUGAAAAGUGUUGUUUUCCAGUAGUGGAGCAAGUGUUUGCAAAUACUUUGUUACAUACAUGUUUGUCAGUUUGUGUAUUGGUAACUUUGGUUAUGGAAGUGAUAAUUUUUACCAAUUAUUCAA